UCAGAUUGACCCGCCAAACUUUCCCGCCAUGUGGCAGCUGUAACGGUCUUUUUAAGUAGUUUAUCGCGCGUAGAGUGAUAACUCAUCGCCUGAGGUAUUUCAGUGUCGUAUAACCGUGAACAUGUCGAGUUUAGACGUUAUUUGUGAGAAGAUUCACGCCGGGCACGCGCCGCAGUGGUACGCGAGCUGGGAGCGCGCCGCCGUGUGUGUCGCGUGCGUCGCGGAGAUGAUGGAUAGACCGGACGUAUCUGCGGUGCGCAAACGGGCGGCGCUGAUGUGCGUGACGCGCGCGGAGACGGUGCGUGAGCUGCUUUACCGGGAGGAGAACCGGAGAAUAAACUUCACCUGCUCACUACUGAGAAUGUUGUUGUGUGCUGUGGACUCUUCACUCUUGGAUCAGGUGAUUGAGGUACUGCUGCAAAUGUCGCUGGAUAUGCAGAGUCAGCAGUUUCUGCAGUUCAUGCUGGAUGAGAUCCACUCAAAGUUGAGUGAUGGCAGCAGGGUGAAGGAUUCUCUGCCAUCUGUCAUGCUUCUGGGUAAACUGCUGGACGCUCAUCCUGCUCUGAGACAAACACUGACGUCCAGCCACUUGUGUGUGUUGGAGUGUGUUUGUGGAGGUCUGCUGGUGUCAGAUGAGGAUCUGAAGGCCGCUGUGUGUUACGUGCUGUUGAGAGUCUGGAGCUCCAGCGCUGCCGUCCACACGCUGACAAACACUCAGCGAGAGAGAAUGUGUGUGUUACUGCUGCACACACUCUCCCACACACACUCAACUACUGUCACCAUCAACUGCCUGGGUGUUCUGAAGCAGAUGUUGCAGUUCUUUGAGGUGGUGUGUGUGUUGAUGAGUCUACAGGAAUGCAGUGAAGAGCCGCUGACUUACCAACCACUGCCACUCAUCUUGAAGAAGGUGUUGUUGAGCACUCAGGACUCUCUUCAGGUGGUGUCUGUUCACUGUGUGUGUGCUAUCCUCAUUCACUCACCCGCUCACUUCAGUUCAUCAUUCAUUCACGCUGAUUUCCCUGAGUUUCUGUUUGAGUGUGUGUGUAGCAGCAGUGAUGUGUUGAUGUGUUCAGUGUUCAGUUGUCUACUGCUGCUGUCUGAAGAUCCGCUCUUCUUCUCACAGUGUCACUCUGUGUACGGUAUUGAGCCGUUAGUGCGUAGUUUAAAAGAGACUCUGGGAAAAUCCAACAUUGAGGUGCAGAAACGAGGACUGGAGCUGCUGACAGCUGUACUGGAGAGGCAGCCUGCAGGUGUGCGUCUGUUCCCGUCCGGUUCUGAGUUCUCUGCUGUCACGGAUGUCAUCGUGGAGGGCGUGGCCUCUUCCUGUCUGCAGGUGUCCAUCCAUGCAGUGUUGGCAGCGACUGUCCUCUUCAGGCCGCAUCAUCAGUCCAGUCCGGUUCAGCUGUCAGACAUCAGGAGAAUCGUGGAGGUUGUGAUGUCCAAAUGUACAGAAUAUCAUCACAUACACAACAGAGAGAGUUCCUGUGGGUCAGAGUUCAGUAAUGAAUCAGUUAAAGCUGGAGCAGUUCUUCUGCAGAUGCUCAAGUGUUUUGAUGCAGCCUGCAGUCUGGCAGAGGUGUGUAUGUGUGAGUCGGCUCUGAAGGACAGUGUGUGUUCAGCUUCACAACAGCAGGAAACACUGGAGUCUCUGUGUGUAUAUCUACUGCACUGCUGCGACACCACCUGCAUCCCGACUGUCACUAGAGUCUGUGAGCGUGUUUCUUCUCCACAGGUGCUGCAGGUCUUUUUCUCAGUUUUGUCUCGUCAUUUUUCUCUGAGUCCUGCUCACAUGUUGUCCUUCUGCAGAAAACUCGCCUCCUCUGGUUUCAUCAGACUGACUCUAGAGAACAGAGCUCAACUGUGUUCAGGAAACAGGAAUGUGUCUCUGAAUCUGGUCUGCUGUGAUUUCCUUCUCAAACUCUGUAUGUGUCUGUUCACUCAGUCAGACACUUCGAGCAGUGACCAUCAAGCUCAUGUGGAGAGUGUACUGCAGGAGUGUUUGUCAUCUCUGUGCUGUCGUGUGUGUGACUGGACGUCUGUUCUCACCGAUCCUCAACAAUCCCUCAGAAACACACAGUACUGCAUCAUCUACCUGCUGCACCUGUCACUGCGCCACGGAGACAGGCUGCUGUGUGACUCUUUAGUGUUCUCCGGUGUUGUGCGGUUCAUGUGUGUUCAGGAUCACACUGAUAUCUCUCUCCCUCCAUCAGUGUUGUGUUCAGUUCUGUAUCUGCUGUCAGUCACUCAACACUGCGGUCCUCAACUGGACACCGCUGCAGUGAAGAGCAUCAGUCGAGCUCUGUCCUGCUGUCCUCUCCUCUUCUCUCUCUCCUCUCUUCAUCCCUCUAUCCUGAGCUUCAUCUUCUCGUAUCCUGAGCUCUCAGAGCACUUUGGAGUCACAGCACUGACAGGAAAUCUCACCAGCGGGUCAGAAGCGGGUCAGGAAGAGGAUCAGAUGCAGUCAGAGCUGCUGGAGCUGCUUCAGAAACACCCUGCAUCUCUGAUGUCUAUGAUGGUGGUGGUGUGUGAAGCAGAGUCAGCAGUGGCACAUAGAGCUGCAGGUGUGUUGAGGUGUUUCCUGUGUUCAGGUGACAGCAGCAGAAUGUCUGAUCUCUGUGAUCGGAUUAAAUCAGCUCUUCUGUUACUCCUGCAGAAACUCACACACACAGAUAGAGUGUCUGUGUUGUUGGGCGUGUUGUCUCUGGUUCAGAGUAACGCAAGUCAUAGUGAAAUGGAUCACACAGACUUUAAAUUGCUUUACCAUGUGAGUAAUCUGGUUGGGAAGAUGAACUCCAGUGACUCAGAGCUGCUGUUGUCUGCGUUAAACUGCCUGUACUGUUUCCUGUGUGUGUGUCCAUCACACUGCACUGACAGAGCUGUGUCUCUGCUGCUGGGUAACAUCAGGCUCAUGGAGUUGUUGGAGGAAGUUUUAUCAGUCUCUCCCUCUUCAUCCUCCUCUUCAUUAUCUGCUCUGCACAGCUGUUCACUCCUGCUGCUGUCCUCCCUCAUUAACCUACAACACACACACUCUGCACAGGUGCACAGGAGCAUCAGUAUAGAUCUUCAUAGGAUUGUGAGCCGACUCACGUUCAGCAAGAGACACACACACAGUCUGCUUUUGAUGUGUAGUGUGAAGUUUGUGCAGGUGUGGUUGGAUGUAGAUAAGAGUUCACUGGUGUGUGUAUGUGAGAGUGCCGCACUGCAGCACCCCCUUCAGGAAGCAGAUGGCAUUCUGUACCCAUUCAGGUACAGUGGCGCAAAGAGCCUAAUGAUGGCCCUGAGAGGACUCAUACUGCAGAAAGAGGAUCUGGUGAUCAGUGCAGCUGUGGACUGUUUGAGGUCUCUGAUUGGCUUUCUGCACAGAAGGAACACUGCAAUAGCGCAGCACAUGGUGUGUCAGCCCUGGAAUCGAUUCCUACUCUUCUCUUUACUGUCCUGUGGAGGGACCUGCAUACUACACCCUGCUGUACUCAAACUCAUUACACUGCUGGUGUGUUUUGGUGGAGGCAUCUCACACUGGAAGACAGAAGUGCAGUCAGUGUGUGAGGAGGUGGAGAGACGAGGAGUCACACAUCUUAAAGACGACAGCACACACACACUGACACUGCUGCUCGCACAAGUACACAAACGCACACGGACACUGCAGCUCGCACAAUGCUGUGCUCUCUCUCCUCCUGAUGAUCUGAGGAUGAAGAUGGACCGUAUACUGGACUCACUCAAACAUCUUCCUCCAUCGGACGCCCCUACUCAACACAUACUUCGUGUUGGACAGGUCUCUGUGUGUGUGUGUCUCAUGAUCCAUCCAAACACACAAUCAACACACAAUAACACACAUUACUGAAGAUUUUUCUGUUUCAGCUUGAGAUGUUUUGUUUGUGUUAAAUACACUAUUUAUUUCUUCUUCAUCAUUUUAUGGAUGUAUGUGAUGUGAAUCCGUUUGUAAUUGUUAACAGAUAAAUAUCAGUAUUUAUUAUGUUCUUCAUCUGUGUAGUUCAAAGAAUUAAAGCAAAUCCAAUAUGAUCAAUGACUGAUAAUUGGUGAUCAUGAUGACGUCACCUCGUCACUCAAACAGUUCCGGCAGACUGGAGCACACCCGCGGCAUGUAAAUGAUCCGAUAACACUUGGCUGAUAAACGCAUUUGACCGUUGAUUGUGCGCUUUGUGUUUCAGGUGAGUGCAGUUCUGAUCUGAGAUCAUUACACGACCACAGCUGCAACAUCUGCACUCACUAAUGCUGCUCGAUAUUAUUGAUUAUAUGCAUAAACACCGAAUAUCUUCAGUAAGUGUCAUUCUCUCGUUUAUAGUGUAUUGUGAAUGUCUCGUGUUUAAUGCAAUGUGUCCUGAAGUGGCAAAUGCAUCAGUAUCUUAAACAGAGACCAGUUCAACCAGUCAGAUCUGUUCACAUUUAAUCUGAAUCCAUUCUGCAGGUCUCCUGUAAAACAUGCUUUUAAAUCACAAGUGGUGAUGGUAUUAUCUUUAAAAUAUGCAAUAGUAGUAUCUUGUUUUUUUGAACACUGCAAUUGUGUAAAACCAUGAUAUUCUUUGUAGUGCAGUAACAAUUAAAUAUCAUGGUAUUUUAUUAUAGUAAUCAAACUGUGCCGUGGUAUUACCAUUACUGAACCAUUAUGUUCACAUUGCAAAAUUGUCUACAAAAAUGUUUGUUGUCGAAUAGUCGUUUGAUGUCAUUUAACGUAACAUGAGAUCAUAUUAAACUCUAAUGAUGAUGCAUGAGAGCAGCACUGCAGUUCACGACUGAGGAAGAAUUACACAGCUCACAGUCCAGAUGCAGGCUAAACUUUCCAAAAAACUUCAGCUGAUGUAGAUCACAAAGUAUGAGGGAAUUAUAAUGCAAACAUACCAAAUAAGUAAAUACAGAAGCACUCUCAUUGUAGAAUAAGUGGAGCUGGAGCUCUUUAAAGGAAACACCCCGGCGUUACAUCUUUAAUGCGGUUAUAUUUAAUGCGUUACAUCAUUAAUGCAGCAGUUAUAUUUAAUGCGUUACAUCUUUAAUGCAGCAGUUAUAUUUAAUGCGUUACAUCUUUAAUGCAGCAGUUAUAUUUAAUGCGUUACAUCUUUAAUGCAGCAGUUAUAUUUAAUGCAUUACAACAUUAAUGCAGCAGUUAUAUUUAAUGCGUUACAUCAUUAAUGCAGCAGUUAUAUUUAAUGCGUUACAUCUUUAAUGCAGCAGUUAUAUUUAAUGCGUUACAUCUUUAAUGCAGCAGUUAUAUUUAAUGCGUUACAUCUUUAAUGCAGCAGUUAUAUUUAAUGCGUUACAUCUUUAAUGCAGCAGUUAUAUUUAAUGCGUUACAUCUUUAAUGCAGCAGUUAUAUUUAAUGUGUUACAUCAUUAAUGCAGCAGUUAUAUUUAAUGUGUUACAUCAUUAAUGCAGCAGUUAUAUUUAAUGCGUUACAUCAUUAAUGCAGCAGUUAUAUUUAAUGCGUUACAUCUUUAAUGCAGCAGUUAUAUUUAAUGCGUUACAACAUUAAUGCAGCAGUUAUAUUGAAUGCGUUACAUCAUUAAUGCAGCAGUUAUAUUUAAUGCGUUACAUCUUUAAUGCAGCAGUUAUAUUUAAUGCAUUACAACAUUAAUGCAGCAGUUAUAUUUAAUGCGUUACAUCAUUAAUGCAGCAGUUAUAUUUAAUGCGUUACAUCUUUAAUGCAGCAGUUAUAUUUAAUGCAUUACAACAUUAAUGCAGCAGUUAUAUUUAAUGCGUUACAUCAUUAAUGCAGCAGUUAUAUUUAAUGCAUUACAUCUUUAAUGCGGUUAUAUUUAAUGCGUUACAACAUUAAUGCAGCAGUUAUAUUUAAUGCGUUACAUCAUUAAUGCAGCAGUUAUAUUUAAUGCAUUACAUCAUUAAUGCAGCAGUUAUAUUUAAUGCGUUACAUCAUUAAUGCAGCAGUUAUAUUUAAUGCGUUACAACAUUAAUGCAGCAGUUAUAUUUAAUGCGUUACAACAUUAAUGCAGCAGUUAUAUUUAAUGCGUUACAACAUUA
This is a messenger RNA of Myxocyprinus asiaticus (Chinese sucker), 5991 nucleotides long. Its product is annotated as meiosis inhibitor protein 1. NCBI's taxonomy places the organism in Eukaryota, Metazoa, Chordata, Actinopteri, Cypriniformes, Catostomidae. Bases 122 to 3841 code for a protein of 1239 amino acids. Gene Ontology annotation, biological process: meiosis I. The transcript has 31 exons. The record is from RefSeq and is a predicted model, not a curated record.